Molecule: messenger RNA, 1719 nt
Organism: Lindgomyces ingoldianus
Lineage: Eukaryota; Fungi; Ascomycota; Dothideomycetes; Pleosporales; Lindgomycetaceae
Product: Zn-dependent exopeptidase
Exons: 3
Coding region: 58-1572 (504 amino acids)
Biological process (GO): proteolysis
Molecular function (GO): metalloexopeptidase activity; aminopeptidase activity
Source: RefSeq, a predicted model, not a curated record
CUCAUCCCAAACAUCCUUUAUCGAAGCCAUCAAUUAAUCACAAUGCGGGUCUCGACAAUGCGCCCUCUUCUGGCGCUAUGUGUGACUGUUACCGGCGCCGCGGCGCUCCAGGUUCCGCUCCUUCCCUCAACCAGUCAGAUGCCGGUCCAGUCUGCGAGUGAGAGGAAGCCGCUCAUCGACUCCUCGGCCCUGCAGGACCUCAUCAGUGGCGACAGACUAAUGGCUCGGGCGAAGGAGAUGUUUGAGAUUGCAAAGUUGGGGGAGGAUGAGUACAAUCAUCCGACGAGAGUGAUCGGGAGUCUGGGUCAUCUCGGGACGCUGUCGUAUAUCUACGAAACCAUACUUCAGCUUGGAGACUACUACACCAUUUCAAACCAGUCUUUUCCGGCCGUUUCUGGAAACAUCUUCGAAUCUCGUCUGGUGCUGGGAAACGAGGUCCCCAAGUCUGCCGUGCCUAUGGGUCUGACGCCGGCCACGAAGGACAAGCAACCUGUCCAUGGAGAUCUCAUUCUUGUGGAUAAUGACGGCUGCAGCCCCUCCGACUAUCCUUUCAAGGUUUCGGGAAAUAUUGCAUUGAUUCGACGUGGCGAUUGCGCGUUCGGUACCAAGAGCAGACUUGCCGGCAAGGCUGGCGCUGUUGCUGCAGUGGUCUACAACUAUGAGAAGGACUCCGUACAAGGCACUCUCGGUAACCCUUCGCCGUUUCACGUUGCGACGUUCGGUCUAUCCGGAGAAGAAGCACAGACAAUUAUCAAGAAACUAAAGAACAAAGAAUCAGUAGAUGCAAUUGCUUAUAUCGAUGCCGAAGUCAAAUCAAUCUUAACCGUCAACAUCAUCGCCCAAACUACCGAAGGCGACCCAGACAACUGCGUCAUGCUUGGGGGCCAUUCUGAUAGUGUCGCCGAAGGACCCGGUAUCAACGACGAUGGCUCCGGAACCAUGAGUCUCCUCGAAGUUGCUACGCAGCUGACCAAGUUCACCGUUCACAACUGCGUUCGCUUUGCGUGGUGGGCAGGCGAAGAGGAGGGAUUACUCGGAUCCGAUUACUACGUUUACAACCUUCCGCCGGAGGAAAAUCAGAAGAUUCGUCUCUUCAUGGACUAUGAUAUGAUGGCCAGUCCGAACUUUGCAUAUCAAGUCUACAAUGCUACGAAUGAAGCUAAUCCAGCCGGAUCGGAGGAGCUGCGAAAUUUGUACGUUAAAUGGUACGAGGAGCGAGGAUUGAACUACACCUUCAUUCCCUUCGAUGGUCGCAGUGAUUAUGACGGCUUUAUCCGAAACGGUAUUCCAGGUGGCGGUAUCGCAACUGGUGCCGAGGGCAUAAAGACCAAGAAGGAAGAGAAGAUGUUCGGCGGGAAGGCUGGUGAGUGGUACGAUCCGUGUUACCACCAGCUUUGCGACAAUGUCGGAAAUGUCAAUGAGACAGCUUGGGUGGUCAAUACUAAGCUCAUUGCUCAUUCCGUCGCUACAUACGCUCGCUCGUUCGAAGACUUCCCAAGGCGUAUGUCCGUCGCUACUUCGGUUGCCUAUCGGGAACAGACGAAGUAUCAUGGUCCUAGGCUUUUCAAUUAAAUGAGCUUUCUCUCGCGUAAGUACUGUAGAGUUUGUUUGAGCUAGAGAUAUCCCAUUGGUCUACUCUCAACACUCGAAUUCUAUCUCGCCGUCACACACUCACCUGUACAACUACAUUUCUUAGCAUCGGCAUCAAUGCCAAUCCAC